Microdochium trichocladiopsis is the source of this 1176-nucleotide messenger RNA. RefSeq lists its product as uncharacterized. NCBI's taxonomy places the organism in Eukaryota, Fungi, Ascomycota, Sordariomycetes, Xylariales, Microdochiaceae. The transcript has a single exon. The coding region runs from base 473 to 853 and encodes 126 amino acids. The record is from RefSeq and is a predicted model, not a curated record.
GCUUGCUGGUACACAGCCUCCAUCGCUCCGAGUCUAUUGCAGGCCAGCUUCUGUACACUUCGAUAGCUCUUUGCUCAGCACAGGUGCUUCGUCCAGGGUGGCUGCACGUGUCUUCGCGUCAUUCCCCACCUUCUGGAAACCCUCUCUAAACGCGUGCUGUCCAGCGCCACUUCACGCGCCUCAGACGCCGUCCGUGGAUGCUUGGGACCUCAUGCCCCUCGUCGCCAGCCGCGAGUGGAAUCGAAGCCGGGCUCGAGUAAGGCUGAUGUGAAAAGCUGCAGCAAAGUCAGAGAGGUCGUGGUGCCGGCUGGACCACCGCCAUGCAAAGCUCAGCAACGUCGCCGCCCACGGCAUCCGGGGCCAGUUCAGCACCCGUCCAUGAGUUCAUCUGCCUGUUCACACACGAUCUCCGCCGCAAGCAGAAAGAUGGCAGGAUGGCCGCCUCAAAUACCACACGCACAACAGUCGCGUCAUGGUUCAUGACGAGCAGGGCAAUACCGUGGGAGAUACACAUUGGCGCAAGGACCAUGGCCUCGAAAUCGGGGAGGUGCUUACUCUCGACCGUGGCGGCAUCAUCGUGGAAGUCGGAGACCUGGUAGUCACCCGAAAUCAGGAUCUCUCCGAGCUCGUCGACAAACGAAUAAAAGAAAAGGUUGACCGUCUAGCUGCAGCGGCCGCCCGAAGACCAAAUAUCCCCCGACCGCCGGCCGUGGGCUUGCCUACACCAACAAGGUCGCUGUACCCUCAGACAAGUGCAAAACCUCUACAACAGGUUGUUGGAACCCCAACAGGUCACCACGGGCGCGCGGACCUGCACCACGCCUUUGUGACCCAUCUCGGCCGCUCACGAUAGCGUAGUCCGCCUAUGCGUGUCCACUUCCUCAGGCACUCUAUCAACCGGCCUGAGGAUCGCCGACAUCACGGUCUCACGGCCGAAGUGACCGGCCACUGCCAGGAGUUGAGGCGUCGAGGCCAUGGUGCCCACGUGAAGUCAGAACAGAUCCAGUGGAUCUGGAUCGAGGUCUAGAAUCACUUCGAAUUGGGGUCGCACAAUGCAGUGGCCAGCUCCACAAACUCGUCGUCGGCCUUCGUGUCGUCAUCCCACGUUCUCGAGUAGCUAAAUCAAAACCGGACAACUGGUCCUUGAGUGCUUCCUUAAGGUACUGGUAGAGCUCC